Cicer arietinum (chickpea) is the source of this 1266-nucleotide messenger RNA. Its product is annotated as EPIDERMAL PATTERNING FACTOR-like protein 5. Lineage: Eukaryota; Viridiplantae; Streptophyta; Magnoliopsida; Fabales; Fabaceae. Gene Ontology annotation, biological process: stomatal complex development; guard cell differentiation. The record is from RefSeq and is a predicted model, not a curated record.
UUCCAAGGUUUGAGUUGUGAGAAAAAGAAAACUAUAUACAAAAGGGAAAAGAAAAAGCAGGGGAAAACAGAGUAAGUGUGUGUAGAGAGCAUGAAAGUGAAGGGUUUUGAGGGUUGUUUUAGUUUUUCUGGGUUUAGGAAUCAUUGAAAGACAGAGAACAAAGGCUGCAAAAGAAUCAAAGACCUAAACAUAGUAAAGCUUAGGAAGUAAUGAUCUUCAUAGAUUCACUUUUAUUUUUCUUGCUUUAUUUAACCUCUCUUCAAAGUACUUAUUCAAAACACAUCCAAAAAUAUUUUACCUUUUUCUACUUUGUCUACUCUUUCUAGCUAAAGUAGUGUGAGAGUUGAAAAAGGGGGUGUGAAGAGUGAAAUAUUAAAGUGCUAAAGUGUGAUUUUUUUUUCUUUUCAUAAAAAUGGGCUAAGUGUUAGGUAUUUGCUUAGCAUAAUAUUUGCAUGGAACGUGCAAAGUUAUAAAUAUAUUGAAAAAUUUAAUUUUUAUUGGUUUAUAGCUUGAAACAUUACUUUUCAUAGGGUCAUAGCUAUAGAGGGGAAAAAGUGUGUGUGUGUGUACGUGUGUCAAUCAUAUAUCUACAAUCAUACAAGUGGUUUUAUUUAUUUAUUUAUUAAGGUUUAUGUUUUUCUUCUUGUUCAUGGAGAGGAAGAGAAAAAACACUAAGCUUGUGAACAAAACACAUCUUUGUUACAAUGUUUACUUUUUCAUGCUCACAAUUUGGACAGUGAUGUUCACUAGUACUACUACUGCUUCAGCCAUUAAAUGUCUAGAUUCUAGGUGUACCAUAUUUUUCAAAUCUGAUCUAAAUUUUCAGCAAGUUAAGGUGAAAAUUGGACAAGGCAUGGUGUCUCAAAGCAAAUCAGAUAUCCCUAUAGAUUGGCCAAGAAAGCUUCUGGGUGGGCCCGGGUCAUUUCCGCCGCGAUGCAACGCCAAGUGCGGCAAAUGUACACCAUGCAGACCGGUCCAUGUGCCGGUGCCGCCGGGGACACCGGUGACGGCCGAGUACUAUCCGGAAGCAUGGAGAUGCAAGUGUGGCAACAAGUUAUACAUGCCAUGAAUAUUUCAUUUUCUCUAUGUAUGAUGUAUUUUUUUUAGUGACUAUAUGAAGAAUCUUAUCCUUUUGAUGAGUUGUUUUAGCUUUAGCUUGUGGUAGAUAUUGAAUAUGAAAACAUAGUACAUAACUUGAUUUGAUAUGGAUUAGCAUAUAAAAGGACCUCUAUUUGACCUAUUAAUUAUGGGUCAAUUGUAAAAAUA